AUGCAUUUUCAUAUCCUCCCCGUCCUUUUGGGCGUCUCAUACAUCCUUGCAGCUCCGCUGAAUUUGACUGGUCACAAGACCCUGCCAAACGGACUGAUUACUCCCAGUGCCAGCGAGCUGGAGACUAUCGAAGAGGAUGCGCAUGGCACUCUUCCCAAUGGGCCUCCGCCCCUCGGAAUAAGCGAAGGAGGCAUCGUCAACCUCAAAAUGGUCGCAAUGAACGCCAUGCUCGAAGUUUCUUUCUUUGAUGCUUUGAUUAAAAACAUCACCGAAGAGGUUCCUGGCUAUCGCUUCGUGACUGAAGACGACAAGGACUUUAUUCUGAGUGGUUUGCGAGUCAUUCUAGCUCAAGAGGAGCUCCAAGUCCUGGAUUCCAACAAUCACCUGGCCCAUUUCGGCAUCGAGCCCAUGCUUCCCUGCCAGUACUCGAUUCCCGUCGACAACUUUGACGAAGCCAUUGAGAUUGCCGUUAAGUUCACAGAUGUGGCACUCGGAGUCCUGCAGGACGUUGUCGAACGAUACGCCUUGGGCAGUGACUUUACCUUGGCACGCCAAAUCUCUUCCCUGAUCGGUGAGAAGGGCGAGCAACAAGGCUGGUUCCGCAUCAUGCAGGGCAAGAUUCCCAGCGAACUGCCGUACCCGACCACUGGCGAUGUCCACUUCGCCUUUAGUGCGGUUCAGAGCUUCACCGUUCCAGGCAGUUGCCCCAACAUUCUCUCCUUCCCGCUCGAGCCUUUCGAGCCUUUGCACGUCAUCCAAACUCCCGGCGCGAGAACUGGGGAUAUUACUGUUUCUUUUGUUGAUCACCAAAAUAUCAGUGACAGCUCCCUGUGGGUGACUUAUAUCAAUCAACAGAACCUGCCAAUCGUGGAGCCGUUGAAGGUCAUCGCUCGGACAGGCAACGAGGUAACAGGGGAGGCUUUGUUCCCCUAUGAAGCACAUGGGAUGAAUGGCUUGACCAUUGCCGCUGUCACCACAACCGACGGACCGUUUUCAAAUUCCUACGAGGUGACCAAGGUGACUCUCGCUGCGCCUGGCCUUUUUGUUAUUAACUGA
This is a messenger RNA of Penicillium canescens, 1056 nucleotides long. Its product is annotated as putative sexual development protein (LsdA). NCBI's taxonomy places the organism in Eukaryota, Fungi, Ascomycota, Eurotiomycetes, Eurotiales, Aspergillaceae. The transcript has 2 exons. The record is from RefSeq and is a predicted model, not a curated record. The coding region runs from base 1 to 1056 and encodes 351 amino acids.